AUGUCUUCCCCAGAGAGAAUAGGCUUCACUAUAUAUAAUUUAGCUGCUUCUUCCUUAAAUUACCUCAUAACAACAUCCUAUAAUUAGCCAAGUACUCAAUAGGCAUCUUUGAACUAAACUAUUACAAAAUCUGGAUUAAUGGAAAUGAAAGGGCUUCUUGAUCAUUAAGAUUAAAUUUACAAUCAUAAAAUCGUGAAAGCAUCCUAUUAUGAGACUCUGGUGACUCUUUAUUACAUAUUUAUGAUUACUUUUGUUAGAACUGAUAUUGGCUUAGGAUAUUUUGGAAUGAUUACUAGCAUUAUCAAGGCUUACUUUUAUCUGGUUGAUCCCGCUAAUUACGACCCUAUAGAUUAAUUUGACAGUUUCAUGCCUAAGCUCAUCCAAGGAUUUUAGUACUACACUCUAGGAAAUAUGAUUGUAAUGUCAAUAUGCUAUGUCGGUGCCUCAACAGUAUCUCUUUUGUUAAAAUCGACAGAGCUUUUUAUUUAUUUAGGGUAUACACUAUUGCCGAAGAUUCUUAACCAUGUGCUAUAUAGCUAUCUCACAAAUUAUUUUGCUCACUAAUACAUGGAUAAAAUUGUCUGA
Molecule: messenger RNA, 585 nt
Organism: Stylonychia lemnae
Lineage: Eukaryota; Ciliophora; Spirotrichea; Sporadotrichida; Oxytrichidae
Source: the annotation of a GenBank genome assembly